UUUCUUUGUUGUUGUUACAGGGCAUGCUCUUUAUCACGACAUGGACGCUGUACUAUGGCGUUAUUUUCGCUUUUGCGCCCUCAUUUAUCUGGGCUGUAUUUCUACGUUUUCUGGCGGGUAUUGGUCUUAUUGGGGUACUUAGUGUAUACAUAUUAUAUUUAGGUGAGAUGGUACCAUCCAAGAUUCGAGUAUGGUUCGUCCUCGCUCAAGUGCUUUCCUAUGGUACUGGUAGUGUGCUUGUAGCCGUAACUGGCAUGUUCGCUGUACCGGCACAGGGGUGGCGAUACCAAUCGCUAUAUGCUGCAUUGCCUGGCGUUGUAUGCCUUGUGCUAACCUUUUUUCUACCAGAAUCACCGCGAUAUUUAGCAUUAGUUGGGCGUAUGCAGGCAUCUGUCGAGGUAUUAGAAGACUUAGCGUAUAGUAAUAAAGUAGACCUUCCGCCAGGGGACCUCUUACAAACGUAUGAUACGUCUGAGAGCGACCGGUCAUCCAGUUUUCAACUUGUACGGAAGGGAUUUUUUAAACAAACAAUAAUCCUCUAUCUCGCUUGGUUCGCAUGUUAUUUUUCAUACUAUGGCAUGGCGUUAACGACAACGCCUCUACUAGCGGUCAGCGUCGUAUAUCCAUCUGAAAACAGCACCGCUGUUGAAGGGAAUUCAUCAACACUUGUUGUAGUCACCAGUGGUUCAUCAGACAGCAACACAUUCGAACCUCCUCCCGAUCCGCGAUGUGAUGCAGUAGCGGUAGAAAUUGAUUGUAAUGCCUAUUUACCAACCGACGAAGAAUAUGUAGAAACAAUUGUUGCAACGCUUGGCGAUUUUAUUGCUGCGCCGGUUAUGGUUAUUUUAGUGCUGUUUCUAGGUCGGAAGAAGACGUUAACAGUAUCCUUAUUAACAGCAGCAUUUGCUUUCGCAUUAAUAGCAUUUCUGAUUGAUAAGAUUGAUCUUACGUUUUUUAUAUUUGCCGCUCGUGCCUUUACCCUGGGCACUUACGGAGCUCUAUUCCUGUAUACUGUAGAAGUGUAUCCUACAGCUCUACGUGCUCAAGCCGUGGUCAGUUGUCAAUUUUGGGCUAAACUUGCUGGAGCUGUAACACCUUUUGUUGCACAGGGCUUGUUUGCAACAUCGCAGUUUUGGGCAAUGGCGGCCUACCUAUUUACCUGUCUCAUCGCUGGAAUAGCUACUAUUUUUCUACCUUUGGAUCCUACCGGUGAACUUCGAGAGAAUAUGUGACGCAUACAUGACAGUGGUGCCGGGUCUAAACGUAUUCCGUAAUUAAUCUGGAGACUCGUGUGGUCAGGCUUUCCGGGCAAUGGGGCAUGAUGUUAUGGCUGGUUGCCUCUUAACAUAAAGAAAGAUGGUAAUGUCAGGACAGUGCGAAUGCUGGUGUACAGAUCUGGUAUCGGACAUAUGUCAAUUUAUACACAGGCAAAUGGUGGAGUGAGACGUAUGGUAACUCGCAACUUACAGGACAGUAGUGCUGUUAGAGCUAGGCUGAUUUUUAACAAACAGUUG
Messenger RNA from Anneissia japonica, 1514 nucleotides. RefSeq names its product synaptic vesicle 2-related protein-like. Gene Ontology annotation, cellular component: membrane. The record is from RefSeq and is a predicted model, not a curated record. Gene Ontology annotation, biological process: transmembrane transport. The coding region runs from base 24 to 1232 and encodes 402 amino acids. Gene Ontology annotation, molecular function: transmembrane transporter activity. NCBI's taxonomy places the organism in Eukaryota, Metazoa, Echinodermata, Crinoidea, Comatulida, Comatulidae. The transcript has 9 exons.